Messenger RNA from Pleuronectes platessa (European plaice), 1029 nucleotides. RefSeq names its product serine and arginine rich splicing factor 3a (gene srsf3a). The coding region runs from base 180 to 710 and encodes 176 amino acids. The transcript has 7 exons. Lineage: Eukaryota; Metazoa; Chordata; Actinopteri; Pleuronectiformes; Pleuronectidae. Gene Ontology annotation, molecular function: RNA binding. Gene Ontology annotation, biological process: mRNA splicing, via spliceosome. The record is from RefSeq and is a predicted model, not a curated record. Gene Ontology annotation, cellular component: nuclear speck.
AACACCGAGAAGAAGAGGACGGAAGUAGCGCAGUUGUGACUCUCUUCCGCCGGCGCUAACAACAAGUGAAGCUACCAGCAGCCGAACACGGAGGCGUGAGCUCUUCAGCCAACAGCGUCGUUUAGCUUUAGCUACUAAAAGGUUCAUCAAAUUAAUUUGAAGAGGAUUGGUUUGGUGAAAUGGGAGAUCCUGCUCUAACCAGAGACUGUCCCCUUGACUGCAAGGUUUACGUCGGAAAUCUGGGAAACAAUGGAAACAAGACCGAAUUAGAACGGGCUUUUGGUUACUAUGGUCCUUUAAGAAGUGUUUGGGUCGCCAGGAAUCCACCAGGUUUUGCUUUUGUAGAGUUUGAAGAUCCCAGAGAUGCAGCUGACGCUUGUAGAGAACUGGAUGGAAGAAACAUGUGUGGCUGUAAAGUACGCGUCGAGUUGUCCACUGGGGAAAAGCGCUCUAGGAGCCGUGGUCCUCCUCCAUCCUGGGGUAGUGGUGGAGGUGGUGGUGGUGGUAGACGCCCCCGUGAUGAUGCAAGACGACGUAGCCCUCCAGUCAGACGCAGAUCCCCGAAGAGGAGGAGCCUCAGCCGGAGUCGCAGCAGGUCUGUUUCAAGAGACAGACGUAGAUUCCGUUCUCUUUCCAGAGACAAGAAUCGUAAGCACUCACGAUCCAUCUCACGGUCAAGGAGUAAUUCCCAGUCUAACGACAGGAAAUGAAAACUUCAGAGGAUUCGUCUGCAGGAUCCUGCUAUGGUUGUGGAAAUACAACAUUUUUAUAGUCACGUUUUUCUUUUUAGAUUUUGUUUGUCAGCUUGAAGCAGUUUAAGGUUAGCUUGUUACAUUUGUUGUAAUGGCAGUCUGUUAAAUUGACGACAAAAUUCUUUCUUUCCUUUUUUUGGUAUCGAAUUCACUGUUUACAUGAAUCAAAAUUUUCUUACCCUGCAUGUCAUGAAAUCAAUUACUGGAUUUAGUUUUAAGUUUCUAUCCUGUUACUUUUUAACUGCCUAACUGAAUUAAACUACAUGUGACACUUUUA